CACGUGCAAGUCUAGUUUUAGUGACGUAACUUCGCCUUAUGCGCACGUGCUGUCUAGUACCUCUCAACGGUUUACCUAGUUUAAACUCGUUUUUAGUGUAAUUUAUAUAGUUUUAUGGUAAGUUGGCAAGUAAAUUAUAUUGCCGGAGUUAAAUGUUUCACUAUUUAAUUGUUACGAGAUUUGUAAUAAAAUUGCUUUGGUGAAUCAUAUAUAGAGCAGAAAAUGCCAUUUGUUCCUCAAAGUUGAAUUUUCAGGUUAAGGAAAUUCGUUUUGUUUUAUGCAGCUUUAUUAGUGUCUACGAUCAGAACGUUUCGUAAUGAUUAUGAAAUCAGCGUAUUAAACAAUGAUUUGUAAAUUACUUUCACGGUUUUAAAGAGAAAAAAGAUAUGUCAUAUAGUAUUUCUUUUAUGAAGUACAUAACAGACAUUUGAUAUGAAUUAUAACUGUUUUACGAAUGACCGGGGUAAUGACAAACACGUAAGCUGUAAACUUGGAUGACGCAGAGAGUUUUGAAUGCUACGGCAUAGAAAAUUUUUAUGGAAACUACCAUCUAAGUCAUUUCGAUUCCUCAUGCUUAAGAGUAUUUGGUUUCAAUACAGAUCAAGGUCAUUUAAAAGAAUAAGAGCAUUAGAAGUAAUAAAGUUAUUGAAAAAUUGUUUUAUCAGAAAUAAUAUUUAUGAACCUAAUGAAUCUGCAAGAUAUCUUGUAGGUCACAUUUUUCACAUGAAACCUAAUACUCAUUGUUACCGUUAUAAAUUUGAUAAUCAUUAUUUGAAGUUUAAUCAUAUUAAACAGUUACGAAAAUUAGUCAAGAAAAGAUUAUCCAGGGUUCCAAUUCAAUAUAUUAUUGGCCACUGGUGUUUUUACAGAAGUGAUUUUUUACUUGAAAUGAAAUGCCCUGUUUUUAUACCCAGACCCGAAACUGAAUUUCUGGUGGAUGUAGUGAUUAAUAACAUAAAUGAUUUGAUAACAAAUGUAUCAGAAAAUUCUAGAAAUUCUUUUAAAUGUCAUGUUCUGGAGAUUGGCUGUGGCACAGGAGCUAUUAGUUUGGCUGUUUUAAAGACAUUUUCAGAAAAAUUCAAAGAAAAAUAUGUUAGCUUUAUAGCAGUUGAUAAAAGUUUGGAAGCUGUUAAUUUAACAAGAAGGAAUGCAAAAAACUUAGAAGUUGAUUUGUUUGUUUUGCAUGACAAAUUAACAUCUUCAGGAAUUUCAAAGUUAAAAUCCAUGAAAUUUGAUAUUAUUGUCAGCAACCCUCCUUAUGUAUGCACCUCUGAGAUAGGACAUUUGCAGCCUGAAAUCAAAAGAUAUGAAGAUCAUUGUGCUUUAGAUGGAGGAGAAGAUGGUUUAGAUGUAGUAAAAAAUAUUUUAAGAGCAUCUGAACACUUACUAAAGUUAAGAGGAAAAAUUCUCUUGGAAGUGUCUUUAUUCCAUCCUCAAAAAAUAUUACAUAUUCUAAAAGGAAAUGAAUUUCCUUACUUAGAACUUAAAAGUAUAUAUAAAGAUUGUACAGAAAGAGAAAGAUUUGUAGAAAUUAUUAAAAAUACAAAAUGUCAUCUUUAUGCUUCUGGUUACUAUUGGCCUUCAUUUCCUCUUCAGUAUCAGUGGAAGAUAAUGGUGUGGCCAACGAUUAUAUAGAUGAAGUACUAAAUAAUUUCAGACGUGAAAAAGACAUGGUUCAGAAAAUCGAUCCGAUAAAACUUCCAGAUAUAAACGAAGACAAAUUUAAAGGAUCGAAUAUA
Messenger RNA from Centruroides sculpturatus (bark scorpion), 1739 nucleotides. It is a transcript of the gene HemK1, whose product is annotated as hemK methyltransferase family member 1-like. The transcript has 8 exons. Gene Ontology annotation, molecular function: protein methyltransferase activity; nucleic acid binding. Bases 514 to 1635 code for a protein of 373 amino acids. Lineage: Eukaryota; Metazoa; Arthropoda; Arachnida; Scorpiones; Buthidae. Gene Ontology annotation, cellular component: mitochondrion. The record is from RefSeq and is a predicted model, not a curated record. Gene Ontology annotation, biological process: protein methylation.